CCCCGCGUCAAGCUCACCACCAAGUAACUCGUUUGCUCUCAACCUAAGGCAUCUAGACGCUAUAGCGGUCUAUAUCAUAUCACUACCUAUGACGGUCGAGCUGAAUCACCCUCCUGAAAACCGCUGAACGUACAGAAUAGACCUCCUCGACUCGUACGCCGACUUCCACCAACCACACCCUCGAGACCGACCUCUAAGUCCAGCCCACGGAAAAAGAACACAAAAGGGGGAAGAGGAGAAGAAAAGAAAGGGUCAAACCGAACAAGAAAGGGAAAAAUCAAAAUAAAGAAAUGACGUCCCAAGUAGACAGUCACACAGGCGCGGGCGCAGCUUCGGCACCAUCGGCACCAGCCUUCAUCCCGCUCGAAGCGAACCCAGAGCUGCUCACCUCUCUACUGCACAAACUUGGCCUAUCAACAGCGCUGCAGAUGCACGACGUGUACAGUCUGACAGAGCCCUCACUGCUAUCCUUCAUCCCGCGGCCCGCGCUGGCGCUGCUGCUAGUUUUUCCCGUGUCGGCCGCGUACGAGUCGCACCGGCUGGCCGAGGACGCGGCCGAGGCCGAGUACAGUGGCAAAGGGGAAGCGGAGCCGGUCGUCUGGUUCAAGCAGACCAUCCGUAACGCAUGCGGGCUCAUGGGCCUGCUGCACGCCGCCGCCAACGGGCCCGCGAGGGGGUUCGUGGUUGAGGGCACCGACCUCGACCGGCUCAUCAAGACGGCCGUUCCGCUCGGUCCCGCGGAGAGGAGCAGGCUAUUGGAAACGGACGAGGCGCUCGCGCAAGCGCAUACGGCUGCUGCGACGCAAGGGGAUACCGCGGCGCCUGAUGCCAGGGACGAUGUGGAUUUGCAUUAUGUGUGCUUUGUUAAGGGCAAGGACGGGGCACUCUGGGAGAUGGACGGGCGCAGGAAGGGCCCUAUCAGGAGGGGGAAUUUGAGUGAGGCGGAGGAUGUUCUCUCUGAGAAGGCGCUGGCUUUGGGCCCGCUCAAGUUCUUGGAGAGGGAGGGCGCGGAUUUGAGGUUCAGCUGCGUCGCGCUGGCGGGGAGCUUGGACUGAAAGAUCUUGGGG
This is a messenger RNA of Canariomyces notabilis, 1067 nucleotides long. Its product is annotated as cysteine proteinase. Gene Ontology annotation, biological process: protein deubiquitination; ubiquitin-dependent protein catabolic process. Gene Ontology annotation, cellular component: cytoplasm. The record is from RefSeq and is a predicted model, not a curated record. Gene Ontology annotation, molecular function: cysteine-type deubiquitinase activity. The transcript has a single exon. The coding region runs from base 291 to 1055 and encodes 254 amino acids. Lineage: Eukaryota; Fungi; Ascomycota; Sordariomycetes; Sordariales; Chaetomiaceae.